AUGAGCAACGACGACGCAGUGGGGAGCCCCUUCAACAUAUCCUGCAGCAGCAAAGGCUCGGUACUCCGCUACAGCAACAGCAGCAGCAACAGCAGCAGCAGCAGCAACAGCAGCAGCAGCAGCAGCAGCAGCAGCAGCUACACAGAGGUUAUUCCCCGAGAAGGCACUGAGCUGAUGGAUUUGCUGCACCAGCUGCCGUACCCAAAGGAGCAGCACAUCUGCAGCAGCAGCAGCAGCAGCAGCAGCAACUGCUGCUGCAGAAUAGGAGAUUGCUGUCGUUGCAGCAGCAGCAGCAGCAGCAGCAACAGCAGCAACUGCUCUCAGCUUUGUAAUGCUUCUCUUGCUGCUGCUGCUCCUUACAGAGACCACAAGCAGCUGCUGCUGCAUCAUGAGCAGCUGCUGCAGCAGACUCGCCCCCUAAGUAUUCACACACCGCAGCAGCUGCAGCAGCAGCAGCAGCUGCAGAAGCAGCAGCAGCUGCAGCAGCAGCAGUUGCUGCAGCAGCACCAGCAGCAGCACCAAGUCGAGCAACAUUCCUUACUUCAUAGAAACACAGUUCCCCUUGACCCACCCACUGAAAUGCAACAGCAGCAGCAGCAGCAGCAGCAGCCGCAGCAGAACCAGCAACGGCAGCAGCAGCAGCAGCAGCAGCAGCAGCUAGCCUUGUUGCAGGAGCAGCACAUGCUAUCGUUGCUGUCGGAGGAGCAGCAGCAGCAGGGGACCACGAUAUCAACGAGUUGUAGGAACCUGUCUACAGCAACAGCAACAGCAACAGCAGCAGCAGCAGCAGCAGCUGCUGCUGCUGCAGGCAGCAGCAGGAUAAAAGGCAGCUGGCGAGUCCAGGAGGGCGCCGCUCUGUGGGGCGGUGACAGCUGGGAGCUGCGGGGCUCCCAAACGUGCUGCAGCAGCAGCAGGAUUGGCAUCUGCAGCAGCAGCAACGGCAGCAGCAGCAACAGCAGCAGCAGCAGCAGCAGCAGCAGCAAGAGCAGCAGCAGCACAUCACACCUAGACAGAGCUGUCUCCAGUUCAGCUCCUGCUGCUCUCGGGUACUACAACAGCUAUUCUUGCAGAGGGCCAGAGGCAGCAGAAUUUCAACUCGUUAGCAGCAGCAGCAGCAGCAGCAGCAACAGCAGCAGCAGCAGCAACAGCAACAGCAACAGCAGCAGCAGCAGAACUCAGAAAUGCCCCCUAUCCACCAGCGCUGCUGUUGGCCCUACAACCGUCGCAGCAGUCUCUGAUGAAGCAGCUGCUGCAUCAGCAGCAGCAGCAGCAACAGAAGCAGCAGCAGCAGCAGCAACAGCAGCGUCUGAUUCAGUCGGCAAUGCUCCCGGCACUGCUGCUGCUGCUCCUACUACUACUGCUGCUGCUGCUGCUGCUGCUGCUGCUGCACCACCCCCUAGUGUUCCUAGCUUCUGGAAAUGGCCAGGGGCGCUGCUGCUGCGUCCCCUUUUGCUGCCAGCAGACGAAGACAAAGCUGCAGCAGCAAAAGCAAACUCCGCAGGAUCCUCCGACCCAGAAACAGCAGCAGCAGCAGCAGCAGCAACAGCAACAGCAGUGACAGGUACAGCAGCAGCAGCAGCAGCAGCAACAGAAAGAACUGCUGCAGCUGAAGAUCCUGCACCGGGAGCUGCUGCAGAAGGUCUGAGCAGCAGCAGCAACUCACUGCAGCAGAGUGAAGCAUGGGAGAGCCCUAUACAAAUGCAGCAGCAGCAGCAGCAACAGCAACAGCAGCAACAGCAAGGCGAACAGCAGCAGCAACAGCAGCAACAGCAGCAGCAGCAAGGGGGGACAGUACAAAUGCAGCAGAAGAUAGAACUGCCUCAGAAUCAGCUAGAUGACGCAGCAGUGUUCUCUAACGCUCUCCACCAACCUGUGCAGCAGCAGCAGCAGCAGCAGCAGCAGCAGCUUGUGCUGCAGCAGCAGCAGCACCUCGCACCUGCCCAAGACGGGGUAGCUUUGCAGCAGCAGCAGCAGCAGCAGCGGCAGCAGCAGCAGCAGCAGCAGCAAGAGACUACCCAGGAGAACGAAUUUCAUAGAAAGCAAUCGCCUAGAGAAUGGAAAGAAGACGAACUGCUGCAGCUGCAGCUGCAGCAACAGCAGCAGAUCCAAGAGCAGCAGCAGGUAAUACAGCAGCAGCAGCAGCAGCAGCAGCAGCAGGUAUGGCAGGACAGUCAUGAGGUGGAGCAGCAGCAGCAGCAGCAGCAGCAGCAGCGGGACCAGCAGCAAAAGCAGCAAGUUGAGAUCUUCGUUUACGGGGACGAUCACAGCCAGUAUACCAAUCCAUGGCAGCAGCAGCAACAGCAGCAGCAGCAGCAGCAGCAAGAACAGCAGCAGCAGCAGCUGAUGAGAGCAGCAGAUGUUCACCUGCAGGGUAUCCUGCAUAACAGAAGAGAUACAAAUAUUGCUGGUGGCUUUGAUGGGGGAGAGGACAGCUUGGAGUCUGCAGCAGCAGCAGCAGCAGCAGCAGCAGCAUGUGGUGCAGCAGCAGGAGCAGCAAGCAGCAGCUGGCGCCCGCAGUACUCUCUCGUCCAGCUUCUGCUCUCGAGAGGCCCUGCAUCAGCAGCAGCAGCAGCAGCAGCAGGACGGAGAAGUGCUGCUGCUGCUGCUGCUGCUGCUUCUGCUGCUGGGGGACUGCGUUUCACAGUGGAGACACCGCGAGCAGCAACAGCCCCCAGCAGCCACGCAGUAUCUGGUGCUGGUGUUUCUGCUUCCUGUGGUGAUGCCCUGCAGCAGCAGCAGCAGCAGCAGCAGCAGCAGCAACAGAAGUUUCGCUGGCUUCAACCGGGUACUCUGCAGCAGCAGCAGCAGCAGCAGCAGCAGCAGCAGCAGCAGCGACGACGCAGCGAUGUGGGGUCCUUCCGGCGUCUCUCCUCUCUCUCUGGCCGGCGCAGCCAAAGGGAGCUGCUGCAGGCGAAGGGCUCUCUCAGGGGCAGUUCAGCUAAGCUAAGCAGCAACAACCCCCCAAAGAAAACUGCUGCUGCUGCUGCUGCUGCUGCUGCUGCUGCUGUGGGUGGUGCAGCAACUGCUGCAAAAGGAACACCAGCGACAUACAAGGCGUCCUUGUGGCAGCAGCGGCAGCUUAUACACCAACAGGAGCAGCAGCAGCAGCAACAGAAGUUUCGCUGGCUUCAACCGGGUACUCUGCAAGCAGCAGCAGCAGCAGCAGCAACAGAAGUUUCGCUGGCUUCAACCGGGUACUCGAUGUUUUUUUUUUAA
Eimeria mitis is the source of this 3216-nucleotide messenger RNA. RefSeq lists its product as uncharacterized. Lineage: Eukaryota; Apicomplexa; Conoidasida; Eucoccidiorida; Eimeriidae. The record is from RefSeq and is a predicted model, not a curated record. Gene Ontology annotation, biological process: regulation of transcription by RNA polymerase II. Gene Ontology annotation, cellular component: nucleus. The coding region runs from base 1 to 3216 and encodes 1071 amino acids. Gene Ontology annotation, molecular function: transcription cis-regulatory region binding. The transcript has 3 exons.